Messenger RNA from Spizellomyces punctatus DAOM BR117, 6108 nucleotides. RefSeq lists its product as uncharacterized. The record is from RefSeq and is a predicted model, not a curated record. Bases 1 to 6108 code for a protein of 2035 amino acids. Lineage: Eukaryota; Fungi; Chytridiomycota; Chytridiomycetes; Spizellomycetales; Spizellomycetaceae. The transcript has a single exon.
AUGUCUGGAAUUAAUAGUAGACAUUCUACGGGGUUACGUACCGUAGAUAACACAAAUCUCUUAUCUCCAUAUGUGACAGGCGAAAUGGUUGGCUUCGAUGUUGGAGCCAAGAUAAAGGGGUUCGAUGUUGGAGAAUUUAAGCAUUUAUCUAAUGAAAAUGGUAAACUUAAAGUCAACGAGGUUGAAACCACCUCUGAAUGCUUACCUUGUACGAAUGAACAUGGCGUCGUAUCCAUUGGAUUAAAUGUUGAUAACAAGAGGCUUGAAAUUGAUGAGGAGAGUCGGUUGACCACAAUCGACGUAUCUGCGCAUCAACCUCUUGUCUACUCAAAAGAGGGUCAUGAUAUCCAACUUCAGUUUGAUGAUUCAUCUUUAUCUGUAGAAGAAGAAAAACUGAAAGUGAUUCCCGAAAAUUAUGAGUUCCCAAUGUACCGUGAUGAUGAAUCGCGGACGGUUGGUAUUCGAGUGGAUGAGACAUUAUCCAUUAACGAAAACGGACUUUCAGUGAACUUUCCACCACCGCCACCUCUAGAAACACUGAAGAAACCUCUAUAUCGGGAUAAUGGAAUCGGUGUCAAACUUCACAAGAGUUUGAAGGUGAAUAGUUCAGAUGAACUCGAAACAAACUCAAGCCAACUGUUCAAAGCAUUUGGGGCUAUAAAGACAUCCAGCGGUGCUGAUACGCUGUUAGACAUCGGGUCUUCAUGGCUCGACUUUGGAUUCGAUAGUUUGACCGAAAUGACUAAUGUGUUAGGAGAGGUAGACACCACAGCCAUUCGCCUAAUGGUAGAUAGUUCCAUAUUCAGCCAAGCGGGUUCGAGAUUGUCCCUGAAAUCACCCGGAUAUGAACAAAUCAUGUAUGGGAACCUUACUUAUGGCUACUCGGGAAGUUCUUCAUUCACCUAUUCGUCCACGCUUCAGGAGUUGCGUGUACCCAAUGUAAAGUUAAGCGGAACAUUGCCUGCGAUUGGAGGUGGCUCGUAUGCUGUAAGUAAAGACUAUCUUUCGCAAUUUUAUCAAGGCUCUCAAACUGGAGCGAUCGCCGUGAGUCCGGAGGCUGCUGGACGUCGAGAGAUAGGCUGUUUGGUCGAUAAUCAGACCAUCAGAAUUGUUGGAAAUGCACUCACAGGUGGGUACAUUUUUCAGGACUUUAAUGGCGUAUCUAUUCGACCUGGAACGACCAAUGAUGUGGUAUUAUCUCUUAAAUGCGAGGCUGGCAGUUGUCUCCAAAUGGUCAAAGCAGAUACCAUUAAAGACGUACUGACUUGCAGCAAUGGUAUCGAGAGAGUACAGAAUGACCUUCAACUCGAUCUAAAAGUUGAUGCUAAUUCAGGUUUGGCUAUGGUCAACAGGGGAACCAUACGGGAUACCUUCACAGCCUCCCAAGGGGUAACCAGGACGGGGAACGACUUCAGACUGAGUUUAACAGCACAGUCACCCGAUCUUACUCUAAACAAUGGUGUUCUGAGUUCAAACAUCGCUGCGGGAAUUGGACUGCAAAAAAAUGGUGCGAUUUUGUCAACAAACCUAAGAGGUAUCAAUGGAGUGCAAGUUAGCGGCGAUUUGAUUUCAUGUUCGAUUUCAGGAAGCGAUACUAUUCUUCGCGUAGGCGAUGCCUUAAGAGGUAAUUAUGUGGGCAGUACCAACUCAUAUGGAAGUAUUAUUGUUGUUGGAAAUACGAUUCAGUAUAACAUGAUUCCUCCUCAAUUCGUAAGUAACAGUCCAAAUCUCAUCAUUACAGGUUCGUAUCCGCUUUAUAACUUUACCCUCAUUGACCCUACGCCAUUAUCGAAGCAAAGGGAUACCGAUAAUACUGAACAGAGUGAUACCGCAGAAGUGUUAAAAACGGAUGUUCCAUCAGGCAACACUGUUAUUUUGUCCGGAGCAACUCCAUUAUCAACCGUACCUUUUCCAGCGAUGGUCUCCCCGCCCUUGACAGUCCCUAUGGCUGUAAACUCCAUCCUCCCAAUCGUCUCAACGUUCCCUUGGGGAAUGAUUUUCGGAGGGUCAUGCAAACGUAAGGUUCAACGAGAUGCGGAAGGACAACCUAUACUCGAUGGCGAUGGAAACCCCAUUUACGAACCAAUAGACCCUGUUACCUUCAUGCCACCACUUGAACCCGGGAGCAAUGUCGCAAUUGCUUCUGAUCCAAUAGGAGGUUGUACUCGUCUCUUGUUUGAUAUGCCUUCAUGUUAUCGAGGCAUCAAAUACGAAUACCCUCAGCAAGCAAUCAAUCUCUCAAUGUUAAGAGAUUACGACAAUGAUGUUAUCAAACCUUGGGUCGGAAGCCAGAUAACUAAUCUAACUUCAAAUAAUGUUACAUUUGGCGGCAAUAUCUCAGGGAAAGUCAUUACAGGAAGCAGAGUUCAAACGACCGCCUCUGUAGCAGGAGGCUCGUCUGUCUUUAUUUCAAAUAGUUUUGACAGUACAAAAUCGUCUUGGCUGGGUCUGGAUGGUUCUGGUCUUUUAGGGUAUGCUAGUGAUGCUGCUACGUGGUUAGGAGCACAAGACAAGCCGAUUUACAUUUACAGACGGACAUCUAGUGCAGUAUCUCUGGGUCUAAGAGUGGACACAAAUGGUUCAUGCGUUGUAGGGGGUGACCUAACUGUCGGAGCCUCUUCUGUAAACGGUUUACGUUCCCUUAUCGUAAGCAAUCCGAGUACAGGGACGAACGGAUGCAGCAUUCUUUAUCUAACGGCUUCAGGGGGUUCUGGAGUGAUGUUUUUGAAUGGAAACAACCGGAGUUCGGACGGUGGGAUUAACGCAAUGACGUUGAGAAACGAUAUUGGUAACCUUCGGCUUCAAGCACAGACCGCUAGAGGACUAACAAUACAGGCAAACACUGGAAUCGUUACGCUGGAUGCUACAAAUGAUGCAUCCUCUACAACAACAGGUGCAUUACAAAUUCCCGGUGGAUUAGGAGUGCAAGGCACAGUGUACAUGGGAAAGUAUGCUAUUAUAUCUACUACAGCCGCUGCCGCCUUUCAAAUAAACAACGCAUCAUUCGGAUAUACAGCAACAGCAGGUCAAUGGGUAACAAAUACCAUUGCUGGAGACUACAUCAUUCGAGCCUCCGCUAGUAAUUUGCGUAUUGGUACAAAUAAUGCAACGGCUUCGAAUUUGGAUAUUCUCUCAUCUGGGAAUGUUAUUAUCAAUACGACAACUGAUGCUACUUCCUCAACAUCUGGCUCGUUCCAGGUGAAAGGUGGAGUUAGCAUCGCUAAAUCACUGUACGUUGGAGGGGAUGUAUACACAAAUGGAGUGAAAUUGGCUACUGAAAGUUCUCUAACAACAUCCAUUGCUACGAAGCAAAAUGCCAGUCCUUUACUCGAUGCAAUCAGUGGUUUAACAACGACACCGAAUUCCUUCGUCAUGGGAACUGCUGGGGGCUUUACAGUAUCACCUGUCUCUACAAUUCUAGGGGGAUUCCAACCUCUUCUUACUACAUCGUCUGCAUUGAAUGUUAAUUCUCUAACAACGAGUGGUGGAAUAUUUGUCCAAGGCACCUCAGAUAUAGUGUUUCGAGUAGAUAAUGUAGGCAAUGGACUCUUGACAGGUGGCUUACUUGUUGAACAUGAUCUAAAUGUUGAAGGACUGAUCAUUCAAAAUGGAGUCGAAGUGGCUACGCAACAAUGGAGUGUCGCUACAAUGACCGGCAUGACAAGUCCUCUUAGUCAAUCCUUGACUUCGCUUCAAACACUUGUUCAGAAUAACAAGGCCGCCGCAGAUACAGCACUUGCUACUAAACAAAGUGCGUCUGCGUUACUCGAUUCUAUCAGCGGUUUAACGCCGGCGGCUAACACUUUCAUCAUGGGAACACCCACAGGGUUCUCAGUUGUUCCUACAUCGAAUAUACUUUCCUCAUAUCAACCUCUUAUUACCUCAUCGACUGCGCUAUCAUUUAACAGUGCCACUGUUGGCGGGGGUAUAACCAUUCAAAAUGGCGCAGCAUCUACAACAUUGUCCUUAGUAAAUACUGGGAGUAAUGUUACAUGGGGCAUGAGAGUUGCCGGAAGCACAGGAGACGGAACAUUAUCAGCAGGCGGAUUCGGUCUAAAUAGUUCUUAUAACAAUACAGGCUUUGUUCUGAGAGUUUCCAAUACAGGCGUAACGCAGAUACCAAACACAACCGAUUCAACUAGUGUGACAACAGGUGCUUUCCAGGUAUCAGGUGGAGUCAGCAUAGGAAAAACUCUAACCCUAGGAGCAGGUGGAGGAGGAUUGCAGCCGGCUGCCAUAGUCAUCAAUGCGCCUUCAAGUGCCACAGCGUCUACCGCCGUUCUGAUUAGUAACAAUGCUGCUUCGAGUAAUUCUUGGGGUAUAUACCACGCUGCAACUAAUGGAACAGGUAUACUUACCAAUGGGAGCCUCGGGUUUUAUAACUAUGGAACUAGCGCCCAUCAAUUCAUUCUCAAAGCCAAUGGAACCAUUGCCAUCACUUCGACUACAGACUCAUCGUCGACUAUAAUGGGCGCAUUGCAGGUAUCAGGAGGUUUAGGUGUCGCUAAAAUGCUGUACGUUGGUGGAGACAUUUUCUCCAAUAAUCUCAAACUUGCAACCGAGAGUUAUGUAGGGACAGCCAUUGCUAAUAAACAGGCAUCAAGUCCACUAUUAUCGUCUAUAAGCGGUCUUGCAUUAUCAGCGAAUUCAUUUAUUGUUGGGAGUUCUGCUACAUCAUUCUCGGUGAAAACUCCUGAAGAGGUGAAGACAAUAUUAGGCAUUACCAAUGUCGACAUCUCAGGGAAGCAAAAUGCAAGUCCUUUACUCGAUUCCCUUGCAUCGAUGAGUCCAAUGUCGAACAUGUUUGUCAUGGGAGAUGAUGUCCAAGGAUUUACCCUUGUGAAUGAUAUUUCCGUUCGAAGUAUUUUAAACAUUGUCGACUAUGCCCCCAGCAUAUCAGCACUGCAAACAUCGAAACAAGAUGUUAUAACAUCUUCUAGUAAUCUGUUGGCAAAUACAAUUCUUGCUAACGAUACAUCCGAGGCAACAACCGUAUCAAGUGGCGCUCUACAGGUUAAAGGAGGAAUAGGGGUUUCUAAAAGUAUCUUCUCAGGUGGAAACAUUACAGGAAAAGUUCUCAUAGCCGCCUCUACAGGUGGAUAUUUCAAGUUGAGAAGUGACACUCCCUCUACGAAAGGUGACUACACUAUCUCCUACAACAACUCCGGAGACGCCCUUCACGUCCACCUCGCCGGCUCGUCUGAUAGCGUAGACCAACGUCGUUAUGAAUUCGGUCAUUAUUCCAGUGAUACCUUUGGAACAUGGAAUAGCCGAUUCUCGGUUAACACCUACACCGGAGACCUCAUCUCGUCCGGUAAUCUAACUAUCGGUUCGCCACUUAACGGGCUACGGGCUAUUAUUCUUAAAAACCUCGACUCUGGGAGCAAUAGUUGUGCCAUCCAAUACUUCCAGAAUGCAGCAGGUUCUGCUGUUAUGUUUUUGAACGGAAACAACCGGAGUUCGGAUGGAGGCGUUAACACAAUGACAUUGAGAAACGAUAUUGGAAAUCUUCGGCUCCAAGCACAGACCGCUAAAGGACUAACGAUACAGGCAAAUACCGGAAAUGUCACAAUUGAUUCUACAACACCAGCAUUGAGUUCUUCCACAGGAGCAUUGGUCGUUUCAGGAGGUGUCGCGGUUGCUGCACAUGUUGUUGCAGGAGGGAAUCUGUAUUCGAACGGUGCUGUCUAUAGCAAUGGUCAGGUUUGUGCUACUCAACCAUGGGUUGCCAGUCAAACAUUUCUAAGAAAUGUUCAAGUUAUCAAACUUUUGACUAAAGACGUGUGGCAAUCCAACAAUGCCUCGAAGGUCUUCUAUGUUUCAACACCUGGCAAGGUACUUAUGGAGUGGACGCUUAACCUCCAUGGCACAGCAAACUCAAAUGGUACAUUGUCAAUAUUUCUCGGACAAAGCGCUGGGUCGAUGCCUCUCGUGUACUCGAGCGACUUUAACUUUAAUUCGGGAGUCAAUCGUACAAUCACAGCAGCCUUUGUUGUUACAGGGAUGUCCGAUAACAUUGCUUACUUCACAAAUUUUAGUAUCAGUCAGGCUGCUCCCGAUAACACAACUGAUGUUACCCUCAUUAAAAUCACUGAACUCGGACAAUAG